This is a messenger RNA of Xiphophorus maculatus (southern platyfish), 6044 nucleotides long. RefSeq names its product serine/threonine-protein kinase PAK 3. Gene Ontology annotation, cellular component: cytoplasm. The transcript has 16 exons. The coding region runs from base 210 to 1934 and encodes 574 amino acids. The record is from RefSeq and is a predicted model, not a curated record. NCBI's taxonomy places the organism in Eukaryota, Metazoa, Chordata, Actinopteri, Cyprinodontiformes, Poeciliidae. Gene Ontology annotation, biological process: regulation of MAPK cascade; regulation of axonogenesis; intracellular signal transduction. Gene Ontology annotation, molecular function: ATP binding; protein serine/threonine kinase activity.
GCGAACAGCCAGUGAAGCAUCCAGCCUGCCGAACAAGCUUUGCUUUUAGGGUCAGGAACUGGUCUGACAAGAGAAUGGCAGUCCUGCCUUUAAACCGUCACUAGGACUGUAGGCUGACGAUGAAUCCAGCGGGACUCCAGGCCCAAAGGCGAGACACUGAGCAGGAGAAUGUGAAGACAUAUUUCAGGAUCUUGUGAGUGCUACUAAAGAUGUCUGAUAGUGUCGAUAUUGAAGAGAAGCCACCAGCCCCCCCCUUGAGAAUGAACAGUAGUUCCCGAGACUCUUCAUCAGUGAAUCACGCAUCUAAACCACUUCCAAUGGCUCCUGAGGAAAAAAACAAGAAAGCUCGCCUGCGCUCCAUCUUCCCCGGAGGAGACAAAACGAACAAAAAGAAGGAAAAGGAACGUCCAGAGAUAUCCUUACCCUCAGACUUUGAACACACAAUCCAUGUCGGCUUUGAUGCUGUUACAGGAGAAUUUACGGGAAUCCCGGAGCAGUGGGCACGGCUCCUACAGACCUCGAACAUCACCAAGCUGGAGCAGAAGAAGAAUCCACAAGCUGUGAUCGACGUGCUGAAGUUCUACGACUCCAAAGAGACCGUCAACAACCAGAAAUACAUGAGCUUCACCUCGGGAGACAAGACAGCGCAUGGAUACAUUGCAGCAAACACUCUGAACCGACUGCUGUCUUCUGGGCCUCCUGUCAGCCUUAGAACCUGCAGCGCAUUAUUUGACAAGGGUGCCAAAACGUCAACAACAGAACCCCCGAUUGCUCCGCCCGUUUCAGAAGAGGAGGACGAGGAGGAGGAAGAGGAGGAAGAAGAUGAAGACGAGGACGACGAUGACGAGCUGCCCCCGGUCAUCGCCCCUCGACCUGAGCACACCAAAUCUAUCUACACGCGCUCCGUCAUGGACCCACCAAAGCCCCCCGCCCCGGUCAAAGAGGAGUCAACUCCACCAGAGUCGCAGGUUCAGCCUGACAACACCUCCAACACGAUGUACCGCCACACCGACCGGCAGAGGAAGAAGUCCAAGAUGACAGAUGAGGAGAUCCUGGAAAGACUCAGGAGCAUUGUCAGCGUGGGGGAUCCCAAAAAGAAGUACACACGCUUUGAGAAAAUAGGACAAGGAGCGUCUGGCACCGUCUACACUGCCAUCGACAUAGCAACUGGUCAAGAGGUGGCCAUCAAGCAGAUGAACCUGCAGCAACAACCCAAGAAGGAGCUGAUCAUCAACGAGAUCUUGGUGAUGAGGGAAAACAAAAACUCCAACAUAGUGAACUACCUGGACAGCUACCUGGUAGGAGACGAGCUGUGGGUGGUGAUGGAGUAUUUGGCUGGAGGCUCGCUGACGGAUGUUGUGACUGAGACCUGUAUGGACGAGGGCCAGAUCGCCGCCGUCUGCAGAGAGUGUCUCCAAGCUUUGGACUUUCUACACUCCAACCAGGUUAUCCACAGAGACAUAAAAAGUGACAACAUCCUCUUGGGGAUGGAUGGAUCCGUGAAGCUCACCGACUUUGGUUUCUGCGCCCAGAUCACUCCAGAGCAGAACAAGCGCAGCACGAUGGUGGGAACACCAUACUGGAUGGCACCGGAGGUGGUGACCCGAAAGGCUUACGGACCAAAAGUGGACAUCUGGUCUCUGGGAAUCAUGGCGAUAGAAAUGGUGGAGGGAGAGCCACCUUAUCUGAACGAGAAUCCACUCAGGGCACUUUACCUGAUAGCAACCAAUGGUACUCCAGAGCUGCAGAACCCAGAAAGGCUCUCAUCGGUGUUUAGAGACUUCCUCAACCGCUGUCUGGAGAUGGAUGUGGACCGCAGAGGCUCUGCCAAGGAGCUGCUGCAGCAUUCCUUCCUCAAGCUGGCGAAGCCCCUUUCCAGCCUGACGCCUCUGAUUGUAGCUGCUAAGGAAGCCAUAAAGAACAGCAGUCGCUGAGGGUGGGGCUCCCUGUCCAAGCCAAAGGCCGGAGCGCUGAUGCGUUGCUUUCAUGACAGCAGGGGUUUGGGUGAAUGGGGUGGGUUUGUGUGACUGACAGUGACAGCACAAGGGCAUAAGACCCUCCCCCAGCCGCCACCGCUCGUCCUCCAGGCCUCGUCUGUGGGACGGACAUCUGGCUUUGCAGCCUCUGGGCCACGCUGCUGAAAAAACAGACCUUGCCUCCUUGUUUACUUCUCCAGCACUGUACAUGUAGAGCAGUCUAUCACAAGUAUGUCAGACAUGCGUGUGUGUGUGUAGGUGUGUGUGUGUGUGUGUGCGUGCGUAUGCGUGUGUGUGUAAACAAACCGUGCACUUCUGUUCACAUCAUGUCUUGUUUUGGGACAAAUCCCUCCCUAAACAGCAAAGGAAAAAUAGUUUCGAUAAAAGUGAGAAGGAAAGGUGCUUAUUCUCAAGAGUAAAAAUAAAAAACUACUGCAGCAGUGAAACGGGGAAACAAAGAUUUCUUCCCCGUCCCGGGUUAGGAUUGGCUUCCUUCCCUCUCGGUUUGGACCCGACGUCAGCCUGCAUGACCGUGGUUCUGUGAAGAAGCACCGCUAACCCUCUGCAGAUCGCCUGCUCUGCUGUGUUUUGUGUGUGAAUGAACGUAGGAAUGCAACUACCUGAAGAGGAACACAAAUUCAAGAAUGAUUUCUUCGUGACUCAUGAAAGCUUUAAAUACCUUUUCCGAAAUCAAUUUCUGCAGUUCUUAUAUAUGAUUUGUGCUCAACCUCUUUUUUCCAAUUCAUUUGUUUUUUUUGGUUUUAAUCACUGGACAUAAAUUCAAUUUCAUUUUUAUAUUUGGUUUAUUUUAAAUUACUUUUUGAAUAUGUGAAGUCUUCAUUAUUUAUAAUAUAAUUUUUGAAACAUUCUGAAACAAACUAUCAUUUGAAACAUUAUUACUCCUAAUUUUUUAGCAUUGAUGUUUUUUUUGUUUGUUUGUUUUCAUACAGUGCGAUGCAAAAAGCCUUUCCACAUUUUGUCAUGUUGCAAACAUCAGCUUUGUGUAUUGAAUUUGGACUUUAUUUAUGAUGCAUAAUUGUGAAGUUGAAGGAAAAUGAUCAGUGGUUUGCAGGUACAAGGUGCCAUCUAGCAGAUUUACUUCCUGCAUUGUCCUGUUUUUAGCUCCAUGUCUCUAAAAUGGCUUCUUAUCGAUUUCCUUUUUAGUCCAGCUGGAUUAUCAUAUCUUAGUAGUUGGACUCCUUGAUUUUAUGUAGGAACAUAAACUCGAUUACAAAGGCACAUUACACCUUUAAUAUAUAUAUUUUUAAUUGUAAGCUGUGCAUUUUCCUCCUUCUAUUUCCACAACCAUGCUCUACAAUCUUGUAUUUGUAACAUGACGUUUGUGGUUAUAAAAUGAGAAAAUAUGAAAACAGAUUCAGUAAGAUUCUGAUAUGGUUUGGAUAAAUUAGAGGAAAAGUGAUAAAUUAAGAAGAUAAUAAUCCUGAAUUCAAUCUAAAGUCCAUGCUUCUCAUCUGUCCUUAAACCGUGAGCAGAGGAUGAAAUCCAGUAGAAACAUGUCUCAUUUACAAAACAACAAAAUGAAACGUCUGUUCAUUGUAAUUUUAAUUUUCCUUCUGAAUGUUGAUGUAAGAGGAAGCCUGGUUAAGUGGAAAACUUCACGUCCUUCUGACAUAAAAUUUAAGUUGCUCCUCGUCCGAGCUUUAGUUUUUAUUGAAUGUGUCUUGUAUUUUGACUUAUUUCUCAUAAGGUCAUUACAUUUUGUUGUUGGUUUUCAAAUAUGCGACAGAUUUGAGAGAGGUGAGCGUUAUCCGCAGAGCUAAAUAAGGAGCGCCGUUCUUAUGAUUGUACCCAUUCCUCUCAUACCUGGUUUAGAGUUUAAACUCAUUACAGUACAAAGUUUAUUCGUCCGUGGUUGCAUUCACUAGCUUCCUCCGGCAUUCCCCCACGUACAAUGCCGUGAGAAACUCGCAUGAACUCAUUCUCGACGUGAAUGUUGUGUUAAUAUCAGGCUUUGAAACAAGUCGACUGUUCUUGCUUCACACUUUUUAUAGCCACCAACAAGCUGCUACCAUAAUUCUGGCUGAAUAAUUGAUCGCUUUUCUAAGCAGAACUGGAACACUUCAUUUAAAACACAGCCUCAGACACAAGUCUGUUAUUUUCUAAUUGUGAGCAUGCUUUUAAAACCAGGGACUUUGGGGUUGUGUUUCCUUAAGCUUAAUGUUGAUCAGUUUUAUUUGUUCCAAACCCAUUUUGGUGUUCAAAUGGCAUCCUUUCAGUCUGUGUUUAUGUAAAACUAGCAUAGAGAGUUCAGUGACACCAGCUGAUUUACUUGAGCCUUGUUCGAACAGCACAAAGGUCCCAUAUACACAUAAAACCGGUUUUGAAAUAAAUAAAAUAGGCUAACAUUAACUUCCUGGAAUGUUUCUGACAGGGACCUUAUAGAAAUUUGCUCAGGCUGAGCAAUAAAUCAAUAACAAUAUAUAUGGUGAUAGACACUUGAUCAAUACAUCAGAUGAAAUGUUGAUAAUUUCACUGAACUCUGUUCCAGAACCGCACAGCAUUCUGGGAGAUGUGGGCAAAUGAAAGGCUUUAGCCUCUCAUCCUCUCAGGGCCAGCUGAACAAAAUUUGUGGCAUGAGCUAACUCACUGCUCUCUGGUUACCUAGCAACUCAUUCAAUCUCUGGUUACCUAGCAACAACCUGUUGAGUAAGAUACGCAGCAGCAGUUUCAGGUUUAGCCUGAAUCAACUCAAGAGGAAACUGGAUGAAACAGGAAAGGUCACAUCAACAGUUUGGCAUUAUUUCAGCUAUUUAAAACAAAAAACAAACAAAUAAUUAUUGAUAUCAACUGAUAUGAAAAUGUCUUAUUGUAAUACGAUUUUUAAUCAUAUCGUCAAACCCUAGGCCAUAUUUUAAAAACCAGAUCUAUGACAGGACAUGAGUUCUGUCAGAACCUUGUUAGUGGCUACAGAAAGAAUGUAGUGAAUAAACGACCAAAACGAACGACGUUCCUACCAAUGAUGAGUGGAUGCACAUUUCUUACCGGCAUUGUAGCUCCACUGUGUGUGUGUGUGUGUGUGUGUGUGGGUCUGUUUAUGUGAUAAUGAUGAUGAUGAUGAUGAUGAUGAUGAUGAUGAUGGGGGGCUGCCUCAAUCUGCACUAAAAGAUGCCUCACUCCUGUUUUCCACCUUACCUGUGAGGUGCAGGGUUGCUGCUCAGAAACAUCGUACCUCCUCUGUACAGAAGAUGCAGGAGAGGCGACAGACCUGAGGACGCAGCAGAUUCCAUGCAUGUGAAAACAAACUGUGCACUGUUAUCUCCUGAAACACAUAGGCUGGGAUUGUUAGGGUAUGUAUGUAUGUAAAUAUGGCAGGUCCUCUCCCCCUGCCCUCCCUGUCUGUUUUUCAGAACUGUGUAACUUAAGCUGAUAAUAAUUCAGGUGACUCGUAUGGUACCAAUAAAUGUUCUGCACUCUGGGAAUUGGGGAAAAAAAAAACAACAACAACCAAAAAACAGAGAAAGUCCAACCUACACGCCGUCUCUGCAUACUCCCAGAUCCGCCUCUCUCUGUUUUUUUUUUUUUGGGGUGGGGGGGCUCUAUAGCAGACAAUUCUUCAUCUGUGGAGCGAGCCUCUGAUCCCAGCUCUCUGUGUGCAGGCCCACACAGUCAGUCCAGGCCGAGCGCGGCUGCCCUCCUCUUCCUCCUCCUCUGUGUCGCUGCGUGUGGCCUGUCGGAAAGCCUCCCUGGCCCUGGGACGUUUUGGCCUUUCUAACCCUUGUACAGGUCUGAACUAUGAGCACAAAGGUGAACUUCGGGACAGGAGACACCACUGAUGUGCCCACCCACACCCCAUCCUUCCCUUCCCACUUUUCUGUGGUUGCUCCUGUACAUUCCUAUCUUCUGAAUGUCUAAACCUGUACACGUGGUGUGAAAAAUUCCUCUAUUAAUGUGUAUCAAGAGAAUGGAACAAAGACAAAAAAUGUUACUUUUUAAAUUAUUAUCUUUAUUAUUAUUAUUAUUACUCUUAUUACUGUCUAGCUUUGUAAACUGCUGAUCUAUCCGGCGUACCUCGGCAGACCUUUCCCUGUCUUUGAAAAAAAAAAAAAA